CUCAUCUCCCAUCGCGCCGAAGCCGAGUACCAUCACGUCCUCUCCUUCUCUCUCAGAUUCUGUACAUGCCAAUGCAUUAAGUGGCCCAUCAGGUCACACUCUCCCAACCCUCUGCUAUGCAUUCGCUCUGAUAUGUAUCACAGUCUUGGCGCACACCGCCUCAUUUACCGAGCUCGAAUCGCAUACUUUGUCAAAGCUGGUCUCAUCGACCAAGCCAUCCAAGUGUUCGAAGAAAUGUCUCAAUCAAAUUGCCGCAUAUUCAGCAUCGACUACAACCGUUUCGUCGGCGUAUUGGUCCGUGAGUCUCGCUUCGACUUGGCCGAGCACUACUACCACAAAAUGAUCCCCCAGGGAUUCUCUCUAAUCCCAUUCACAUACUCAAGGUUCAUUUCUGGGUUGUGCAAAGUCAAGAACUUUAGUCUCAUUGAGCAGCUCCUAGAAGACAUUGUUAGGCUUGGUUAUGUCCCUGACAUUUGGGCCUUUAAUAUAUAUUUGAAUCUUUUGUGUCACGAAAAUGGUAUAGAAUUGGCUUUGCAAGUGUUUUAUAGAAUGGUUGAGAAAGGUAGAGAGGCUGAUGUUGUAACAUACACUAUACUAAUUGAUGGAUUGUGUAAAGCAAGGCGGUUUGAUGCCGCAGUUGAAAUGUGGCGUGACAUGAUAGAUAAGGGGAUUAGUCCGGAUAAUAAGGCGUGCACAUCACUUGUUAUUGGGUUGUGUGAUGGUGGGAAGGUUGAUUUGGCGUAUGAGCUUACGAUUGGUACAAUGAAGGGUCGAGUUGAGUUUAGUAAUUUGAUUUACAAUGCAUUGAUUAGUGGGUUUUGUAGAGCGGGUAGGAUUGAUAAGGCACAAGCAAUCAAGUUGUUUAUGAGGAGAAAUGGGUGCGAGCCAGAUUUAGUUACAUACAAUGUGUUAUUGAACUAUUGUUGUGAUGAGCUUAUGUUGGAGGAGGCAGAGAAGUUGAUGAAAAAGAUGGAGAGGAGUGGGAUGGAACCGGAUGUGUACAGUUACAACCAAUUUUUAAAGGGCCUUUGUAAAGCAAACCAGCCGGAUAAUGCUUAUUGGUUGAUGGUGAACAAGAUGGAGGCAAAGGGUUUGUGUGAUGUUGUAUCAUAUAAUACGAUCAUCAGAGCUUUUUGCAAGGUGUGCCGGACAAGAAGGGCUUACAAGCUAUAUGAGGAAAUGGGACGGAAAGGGAUUGCACCAGAUAUGGUGACAUUCACGAUUCUUAUUAAAGCUUUUCUUAGUGAAGGUAGUUCCGAUAUAGCAAAGAAACUUCUUGAUCAGAUGACGGGCAUGGGUCUGUUGCCUGAUCGUAUAUUUUAUACUACAAUAGUUGAUCACCUAUGUAAGACUGGGAAGAUUGGGAUGGCUCAUAGUGUUUUUUGCGACAUGGUGGAGAAGGGAAUUGCCCCUGACGUAGUUUCAUACAAUGCCCUCAUUAAUGGGCUUUGCAAAGCUUCUAGAGUAAGUGAAGCCAUGCAUUUAUACGAGGAAAUGCAGAUGAGAGGAUCCUAUCCUGAUGAAGUAACUUUCAAGUUGAUAAUUGGAGGGCUUAUACGAGAAAAGAAGCUUUCAUUGGCUUGUAGCAUAUGGGAUCAAAUGAUGGAGAAAGGCUUUACUCUUGACGGAGUAGUUUCAGAGACACUAAUAAAUGCCAUCCAUUCAAGAGAUGCCACUUGAACAUGAAAAAUGGUUGAAUGUUAUGGCAUUGGUGCCAUUUUGUCCUCUAUAGCCUGUUGCAAGUUCAGGUUGCCAAGCCUACCCUGUUCUGCCCUGUUGCCCAUCCUGGAAAAUUUCUCCAAAAAUGAUUCUGAGACAACCCUAUUACCUAUAGAAGUUUUCGCUAAUGAUGCUCUUGGGUACGCACUUAAGGCUUCUUCAGCAUUAAAAAAAGGGUAGAGAGCCACUAAUGAUUGAAUUCGAGAGUGAAAUUUAGAUGGCGAAGAUUUUUUGCAGGAGAGAAAUUGAAAGGAAUGGAGCAGGAGUUUGUUGCAACAAUAUGGGCAAUGUCCAAAGGGCAUGCCAACUAUAAUAUUCCCAUGACUAUGACUAGAGUACACAAACAAGGAUAAUUCAUAACCGCGAGGACUAACCAAGUUUCUAUUGAAGCCUAGAUUUACUUACAGCCUUUACCCUCGUCAUCUCUGAACCUGUUAAUGAGUGACCUUAAAGUGCUCGGACUGCCUGUAGCCCUUCAAUGAGCUAGAGCAUUUAGUUAGAUAAGGUUGCUGUCUGUUCAAGAACUUGCAAACAAAGUUCUGAAUUCAGCUAAUUUUAGAUAAGUUACUGUUAGCUUCAUGGUUACCUCCACUUCAGUUGCCAUUCUUUUAAGCAAGGUAAAUCUUUCAACGUUUGCUAUUGAUUAAGCCAAUGAGUGGACAAAAGAUGGCACAUGCAGUACUGAACAAUAAAUGUUAUUUUACGCAUUAAAAGUUAAAUCUUAGAAUCGAAAUUGGCUGUAAUCCCUUACUCGGAUUGUAGCUUGCUUAACUGCAAUUAUGAGAGGCUUUUGAUAGGAUACACUAAUUUCGAAGAGUGCAAUUGC
Messenger RNA from Corylus avellana, 2545 nucleotides. RefSeq names its product Pentatricopeptide repeat (PPR-like) superfamily protein. NCBI's taxonomy places the organism in Eukaryota, Viridiplantae, Streptophyta, Magnoliopsida, Fagales, Betulaceae. The record is from RefSeq and is a predicted model, not a curated record. Gene Ontology annotation, molecular function: protein binding.